AUGGACACGAAAUCAAUCAAAGAGGCCCACACGGCCGACAUUUACGAGCCUGGUAUGGGCGUCGGUUCGGCUGAGAUCUACAUUGAUCCAGUCAAAGAAAGAAGGAUGAUGAGGAAAUUUGAUAUUUUUGCUAUUGGAAUGUUGGGCGCUUUUUACAUGAUGGCCAACUUGGACCGAAGCAACAUCGGAAACGCGAAUACAGCUGGACUGCAAGAGGACUUGGGCCUAGUUGGAAACCAGUUUGGAACCGCUACAACCUUACUGUACGCAACCUAUGUCCCCUUUGAGGGACCGAUUGCAGUGCUUCUCAAGAUCAUCGGGCCUAAGCCAUUGUUGUCAACAUGCGCCUUCUGCUGGGGGAUUACAACUCUUGGAAUGGCAUUCAUCCAAAACUGGCAAGGGCUUUAUGCGUGUCGGCUAAUGACCGGCCUUUUCGAAGCUGGAUUAAUUCCCUGCAUCAACGUAUACAUUGCGCUAGUAUACAAGAAAAGUGAACGAGGAAAACGCUCUGCUUUAAUUUUUGCAUUUAGUGCCUUUUCGAGUGCCUUUGGUGGACUUCUCGCUUACGGACUCACACAGGUCCACGGACCUAACGGGUGGGAAGGAUGGCGCUGGCUGUUUGCCAUUGAAGGUGCCAUGACUUUGCUUCUCGUGCCAAUUUUCUUUUUCGUGUUCCCGAAACAUCCCACCACUGCCUGGUUUUUAAGCGCCGAAGAAAAGAGCAUGAUUCAAGCCCGAUACGAUAAUGAUCCUCAUUGGGGUCAGGAUGAAGAAUUCAGUUGGGCCGAGUCUCUAAGCGCUCUGACUGAUCCUAAGUGGUAUGCGUUUUGGAUCUACCAGUUCAGUGUGGAUGUCUCUCUCUAUGGAUUUACGACUUUCCUGCCCAAAAUUGUUUCUGGGUUGGGAUAUUCCGGCGUACGAGCAAAUCUGAUGACAGUCCCAAUCUACAUGGUCGGCCUGGUGUGGUUCCUCAUGAUUGCAUAUUGUUCAGACAGGGCCAAUGUCAGAGGUCCGUUCCUUGCCGGGCCCCUACUAUGUCUGAUUAUGGGUUACUCACUUCUCAUUUCGGUGGAGAACCUGAACGUUCGAUUCUUCGCGUGUUUUGUUGUUGCUCUCGGAAUUUAUCCCACAACCGGUUUGUCACUCAUGUGGCUUCAAGACAACACGGCUCGCCACUUCAAACGGGCUACGAUGGUCGGUAUGACACUCUGCUUCGGAAACACUGCCGGUGUCGCCGUCGGGCAGAUAUUCACUACGGAAUCUGCACCGCGGUAUAUUAAGGGACUUUCCAUCAGCCUGGGGCUUGCAGUGGUGGCAUUGUUGCCGACGAUGUCACUCACAGAAGAUCAAAUGCUCGGGGACUCAGCCCUGUCAAUCAUGCUGCAUGUCGCAAAAUCGAGAUCAGUGCGAGUUUCCUACACGAGACCGAAAGAUAUCGGUGUCCGAGACUUAGAGGGAGAAGUCAAAGCUUUGAGAGCUCAAAAGCAGCGAUCAAGAGCUUCAUCUGAGCUAGAUGAGACAAGCUGUCUUACUCAAGAUCCAGUUCAGCCCUCGGCCCAGUCCCCAGAUAUUGAUGUUUCUAAUCCUCUUCUUGAAUCGCCCACUGGGUUUGUUGCCGCCAGAUCAUCCUCACAGCCAAUCUUUAUUGGUGAGGCUUCCUGCGUUGCUUUUGGGGACACCUUGCUCCAAUGCGUCGACAAAGAUGCUGAUCUUUCAUCGUGGGCAUCUCCGACAUAUUUCCAACACGACAUUUUUCAUCGUCUGAUGCGCCCAGAGGUAGUGUUGCCUGACCGAAUACAGGCUCGGUUAUUGGUGGAGGUUGCCAUUCGAUUCAUAGGUACCGACUACCAUUUAAUUCUGAAGAAAACCUUUUUCGACACGUUGGACCGAACGUGCGCCGGAGAGAUUCCCCGGAACCCAGCAUGGAUGUGCAAGUUUUUUGUACUGUUAGCGCUGGGUGAAAUGUACUCGAACCGAAAACGAAGGAUGGCUGAUCAACACGUACCGGGAACAGACUACUUCCUGCGUGCGGUGGGUCUAUUGCAAGAUCUGUAUGAAACCCCUUCAGUGGAACAGGUAGAAGUCAUGGUUCUUUUCUGCUUUUAUUCAAACGCUCUAGGACGCGUCAAAACGGCGUACACCUAUAGCGGUAUUGCCCUGAGAAUGGCACUUGGAUUGGGCCUUCAUCGAAGUCUGCCCACAGAUACAAAACUAUGCCCGGUGGAUCGUGAGCACCGAAAGCGCGUCUGGUGGACACUUUACACGCUCGACCGACUAUGCAGCUCCAACCUCGGAUACCCCUUGCUUAUAAGCGAUGCUGUGAUUGAUGUUGAGCUUCCAACAAAUGAAGGCCUUAUUCCAGCCGAGUUGGAGGAAUUUACCGAUCCCGGCCACCUAGUCGCGAACGUUAAGUUGGCAAAAAUCACAGGGCAAAUCCCCCCGCCCAGGGUCUUUUCCCCUACUACCCUCGCCCUGGCAGAAAGCUGUGUGCAGGCCGCGCGGGCAUCGAAUUCCAUCCUAUCAAAGCUAUUUGUUGAAGGAUCUCUAGCGUCAUUUGGAUACUUUGAUGCACACUAUCUCUUCUCCUCCACUCUCAUCUUGGUCAUGUCUGCAGUCAUGGAUCCAAAUGUGGGAAUGUCAGACGCCGUCUCAUAUGCUUUCACUAUACUCCGAGCCAUGAAGGAAGAUGGCAAUCUUCCUAGCUUUGACUACUACGAAAGACUACAGCGUACCCGGGCAAGUGUUGGAAAGAUGAGAGAAGCCAACGAAGCAAGCUCCCGUGUAUCUACGGCUCCCAAUGGAAGCACAGCGCCACAGGAACAAAUGGUUCACGAUGCCGAUGGAUCGGUGCUAGGCUUUGGAGACGGAGUUCCCCUAGAUAAUCCUCUUAUAGAUAGUUUUCUGGCAGAUAAAGCCUUCAUAUGGCCAGAUGGAAUGAACCCUCAGGAUGAAUCUCUAAGAGACCUGGCGUGUGAGCUGGGAGAUGAGUUUCUGUUUGGCCCGGCCUGA
Molecule: messenger RNA, 3009 nt
Organism: Penicillium expansum
Lineage: Eukaryota; Fungi; Ascomycota; Eurotiomycetes; Eurotiales; Aspergillaceae
Product: MFS transporter
Exons: 9
Coding region: 1-3009 (1002 amino acids)
Biological process (GO): DNA-templated transcription; transmembrane transport
Cellular component (GO): membrane
Molecular function (GO): DNA binding; zinc ion binding; transmembrane transporter activity
Source: RefSeq, a predicted model, not a curated record